AUGCAUGGGGAAGACACCUUGAACACUAUCUUUGGUAACUCCCACUGGUGCUUUGAUCUACACUCCGCUCGAAAUGACCUUCUUAUGCACCAUCGAAUUGCAGAAGCAUUUGACUCGGGCAAGUUUGUCAUUGUUCCUGAUAAUACACAGCAAUCAAGGAGUUGUACAGACAUUGGACAGAUAUGUGCGAAACCCCAGGAAUACAAGCUACAGAUCAUCGAUCCGACAUGGAAUCAGCUGGAUGAGAGAAUUCAGCUCGACAUCGAUAUCACCUGGCGAGACUUGGAUGGAAAGCGACUGAGAUUCAUCUCGGGGUAUCGUCCCAAAAUUCAAUACGUCUAUUUCCACUACUGUCUCCAACUUCUGCGUCGGGUUUGGCAAUAUAAGGGUCUAUCCACCAUUGUACUGGAUGAAGAGCUUGAUAAGAACUUAUGGAAACUCCCGGGUUCGUUUCUUCCAAAGAACAUGCUUCUGACAUUCGUGAAGGAACUUGGGCCUGGUUACGAAAAUCUUUUGCAAGGCUCCAAUAAGAGAAUCGGUCAUUCUGAGGAUCCAUUCAUGCUGCUCAAUGUCUGUGCAUGGCAGAUAUUUGGCUGGCAAUGCAGGUCGCUUUCAAGCGAUAGUGACGAAGGUAUAUCCUUGGAAAAUAUGUGA
Molecule: messenger RNA, 654 nt
Organism: Penicillium cosmopolitanum
Lineage: Eukaryota; Fungi; Ascomycota; Eurotiomycetes; Eurotiales; Aspergillaceae
Exons: 1
Coding region: 1-654 (217 amino acids)
Source: RefSeq, a predicted model, not a curated record